CGCGCACGCAUGGAUCAGCUGACUGUCAAUGGAUGACAGUCCUUACUGCUAGGAAUGUUGACAGAGAUUAAUGAUAUAUGUACAUUGUAUAAAUCGUGUAAAUAAUGCGACAAGGGAAAAAGAUACAAAAUGGAUGGAAUGGAGAUUAUAUUAAUGACUGUAGACGAAAUGCGAUAUAUGAUUGCGUUUGUGCGCAUGAUCCAUAAUUGUCAAAGUUGAAACCGUACAAAACGCGGGUCAAUUGACAGAAAGUGCGACAUCUUGUUGUGUGCUAGGAAGAUAUUAUGUUACACUACUAGUGUAUCGGUAAAAUAAAAAUAGAGGCUUUGUGUUAUAGAUACAAUACAAUAAUCAAAACAUCAAAACAUUAAAAUCCUAAUAGAAAGAUUGAAAAUGAUGGAAUCUCCUGGUCCGAGUUCAAUCACUAAUAUCUGUGAAUUGUGUAAUAAACGCACACGUUUGUAUACCUGUCCGCGAUGUGGCAUAGGUUAUUGUGGGACUGAAUGUUACAAAUCAGAUUUUCACACUGAUUGCUCCGAGAGUUUUUACAGACAGUGUGUCGAGGAUGAACUAAAAUCUCAGGAAAAUGACCCAUUUGUUAGGCAAAAAAUGAUAGAAAUUCUCAAGAGAGUACAUGAAGCAGACAUAGGCAAUGAUAUUUUAAAGGAGGAUUUUGAUGAAAAUAAUAGCGAUGAUGAGGACUGUGUAUUGGAUUCAGAUGAUGAACAAGAGCUUGUCGAUUUAGAAAGCAGAUUGCAGAAUGUUAAUUUUGAAGAUCCAAAUGAACUUUGGUCAGCCUUGUCAGAUACAGAAAAGCAAGAAUUUGAAGCAUUAUUAAAAAACGGGGAAGCAGAAAAAUUAUUGCCUAAGUGGAUACCAUGGUGGACUCAUCGUAUCGAAAGAAAAUUAAUUCUAUCCGUUGAAGAGGAUAUUAUGGAUGUUUACAAGGAUUUAAAAUAUCCCAUUUUAAUAGAUGUACCACUAUUUAGUGAAUUGCAGAAAGCAUCCCCUUAUGUUUACUUCAAUAUGACAAAUGUGAUAUAUGCUUAUGCAUAUACAGCUCUUUAUUAUAUUGGAGAUUAUCUAAAUUGCGCCGAAGAUGCUGCUAGUGUUUUUCUGAUUGUAUGUGCGAAUAUGAGAAACAAUGAAAUCUUCAAAGAUAUAGACUCGGCGAUUGAAUCUGUUGUAACAAAUAUCAAAAGUGUUGACUGGUUGCCUCAAAAUCAAGAAUGUUUAGCAGCUCUAAGAGACGCCGGCGCUUUGAUCUUGCAAGGACCAGGUGUUGAAAUGAAAACUCUCUAUAUAUCUGCAGCACUUUCAGAACUUCAUAGAUUAUUGACAAUAGCCAAAAAGGAAAUUUCAACCCAUAAAAAUGCGAAGAGCAAUCAAGAAUUUACAAAGAGAUUCCCACAUAGACGUGAUAAUGACAUUAAUCUCUCAAGAAAAAAUAUAAUUUUGUGUUUAAAAAAAUUAGAAUAUUAUUUAUCAUGGGUAAAAAACUAUGGGACAGAAAUUGUGUAAAGUACAAUUGCGAAAUAUUGUUUUAUUAUUUG
Camponotus floridanus (Florida carpenter ant) is the source of this 1553-nucleotide messenger RNA. RefSeq names its product zinc finger HIT domain-containing protein 2. The transcript has 7 exons. The coding region runs from base 394 to 1521 and encodes 375 amino acids. NCBI's taxonomy places the organism in Eukaryota, Metazoa, Arthropoda, Insecta, Hymenoptera, Formicidae. The record is from RefSeq and is a predicted model, not a curated record.